UCCAGCAGAGCCAGGCUGGAAAUCCGCGGGGAAAUGGCAAACAGGAUUGACGGGUUUCUCGCGCCCUCGCCAGACACAGCGGCUCAUUUCCAUAACCGUCUGCGGCGGCGGCGGGACCUGCGGGGACCUCGGCCGCCGCGCACCGGGCCACGCCGACAGGGCCCGGAGGCGCGUGGGCAGCGGCGGCCGCGCGGAGGACGGCGGCGGCUGGAGCGCAGGGCGCGCGAUCUAAGGCUGUUAGAGAUGACGCUGGUUCUGUCCAUGAAUAGAUUCUGCGAGCCCAUUGUCUCAGAAGGAGCUGCUGAAAUUGCCGGGUACCACACACUAUGGGAGGCUGACAGCUACGGAGGUGCGAGCCCCCCAGGGCCAGCACAUGUUCCUUCACAGGGAGACCGGGGAGGCAGCCCACAACUGGCAGGAUCACAUUACAGGGGGAUUCCAAACCCUGUAAGCACACCCAAGGUCACGUACUUCAAGAGGAAGUAUGCGGAAGAAGAGGAGCUUCCCACACCACUCAGCGGCUGCAACCAUAAGACCAUCUCCAUUUUUGAGGAGCGAGCACACAUCCUUUACAUGUCCCUGGAGAAGCUCAGGUUCAUCGAUGACCCGGAAGUGUACCUGCGAAGGUCAGUCCUUAUCAACAAUCUGAUGAAGAGGAUCCACGGGGAGAUCGUCAUGCAGAACAGCUGGUACCUCCCUGCCUGUUCCCUCAGUGGCACCUCUGCCCAAGAGUGGUUCCUGGCUCAAGACUGUCCUUAUCGGAAACGGCCCCGGGUGGCCAAACAGGAGUGGGAAAAGUUCCACACUUGCUGUUUUUACCAGGAGUGUGGCGGUCACUGCCUGAACCUACCCCUCUCUGUCAGUGAUGGUGUUGGAAGCGCUUCGGCCGCUGCUGUGGCCUCAUCUGCCUCUUCCUCUUCCUCCCCAUCCACCUCUUCUCCAUCCUCCCCAUCCUCCUCGUCCUCAUCCUCGUCCUCCCCUCUGCCUCUGCCCAGUUGUUCCCACCACGUGGACUUUGACGUAGGCAGUGCACCUAUUUACAAGAGCCAAGUACCUGCCAGCGAAAUCUUUGUCACUAACGUUAGGUCGCUUGGUGUCCAGGAAAAGGUCAAGUUCAACAGCGACGGGAAAGUAAGUCACGAAACCAGCAGAGAUGGCAACGCCCUCGGCCAAGAACCUGUGGGAAACGACCUCGAUUUUGAGUGCAAAGGCCAAUUUUAUGAUUAUUUCGAGACUGGAUAUACUGAGAGAAACCGUGUGAGUGAGUCUUGGAAAAAGUCUUUGAGGAAAAAGGAGCUUUCCCCAAGCAACAAACUGUGCUGCAGCAGAGGGGGUAAAAUGUGACCCCCCACCCCCACCCCUGACUGGCGCAGAAGCACGCACAGCAUGAUCGGUUUUUACUUUGGGUUUUGUAGUUUUGUACAACCGAUAAAAUCACGCAGUGAACACGCCCCGUCGUGUCACUGCCCGGAGAGCAGAUUGCACAAAACAUCUGUACAGUAGGCAUCCACAAGCCACUUAUUAAUGUGAUUUUUGCCAAGGAAAGCCAACUUCAUGUUUCAAAGUAUAUCCUAGUUUCCUUUUUUUCUAAAAAAAAAAAAAAAAAUUAAAAAAAAAUCAGUAGAGUAGAUCGAAGACAACAUGCCCUUGUUAUGUUCCCACUGCCCCUCCAUGGAGCCUGCCGCUAGCCAAGUUCAACAUGUUUGCCGGUUAAUUAGGUAGUUACUUGGUAAACAAAUCAAUAUAACCAGCAGAGGUGCCUGCUUCAAUGUGAUACGGUAUUUUUUCCCCCUGAGUGAAAGACUGAAGGCAGGAAGCUAGAUGAAGUGGUUUCAUGAGCUGUGACAUGUUUGUACUGGACAGGUUGGGGCGAAAUGAAGCACACCUGUCAGGCAGCAGUCUAGGCUCUGUGGAGACAGUUCCCUACAAGCUCCUGGCUUGCCUGUGAUGGCUAGUGGGUGGCUAGAGAGGGGGUGUGCAGGGCCACCUCUGACGGGGUCACAGGGAGGUGACGUACAGAACCGUCUCUGAUGGGGCGAGUAGGAGGUGGCACACAGAGCCAUCUUUGAUGGGGUGGCUAGAGAGGUGGCGUACAGGGCCAUCUUGGUGAUGGGGUGAUAGGUGGCAUAUAGGGCCAUCUUGGGUGCCUUACUUUAUCUUAAUUUUUGCCAGUGUGAAAAUUAAGGACGAAUCAGAGUUACAGCAGGGAUUUGACAAAACACAGGGUGGAUCCAUGCAGUUUGGAAGCUUAACUUUGAACUAUCGUGUUCAACUUUCAAGUUACCCUCCCCCUUUUUCCUUUGUUUAUGACUAAGCCCAGUGGCUGUGAGUCUGAUAUUUUUGGGUAGAGACGGAGAAGACAGUGGGGAAGGCCAUCAGGAACAGAGAAGGCUGCCUGGGUUCUCCAUGGCAACGAGCGGUUGCUGGGUCUGGACUCUCCCAGCUUUGGGCUGUUUUGUUUCCUUGUCCAGUGACAUUCAUAGCCCGUGCGUGGCAUGCGUUAUAUUUUGACCUGUUUUUGCAUCAUUUCAUGCAUUUAGACUCUUAAGAGCAUGUGGUUUCUAUAUACGAAUUUUCGCUGUUGAUUGAGAAGCACAAUGUUAAUAGAUUACGUGGUGAUCAAUACGUUUUAUCUUAAAGAAUGUAAAGGUUUGUAGGUUGCUGAACGUUAUUUUGGAGAAAUGGGGCUCUCUCGUCAUUGAUACUGUUGUGUAUUUGGCCGACACACUCCUCAACAAUACCUUGAAUUUGCACAUUGGCAAGUGUCCUCAGUGCUACUCUGGAACAGUCCCACCAGCUCCCCGUGAACUACUCCCAUCUCCAAGGCCAAGGACUGGUCUGGGUGACCUGGGUCUCUUAAAACCAUUAUUUACAGGAAACAAAUGCCAAAAGGAAUAAAUAGGUAAGUUCUCCCACUUUCUCCAAGAUGAAGCUUUUUAAUUAUUGCUAUUGAUAUUAAAUAGGUCUCAUUCAUACAGUGUAUGAGUAGAUCGUUUGGGCAAUUGUCCGCAAGGACCAAUUUUCUAAAGAUGUUCCUGUGUUAUGGCUGAAUAGUCUAGUAAUGUCUCGUCCUUUAUUUUCAAUAUUUGAUGAACAUUUUGAUGUUGGAAAUUUAGCCGAUAGAUGCUUGUACAUGACUGUGUUGUAAUAUAGUGAGGUUUUCUUGAUAUAUAUUUAUUAAAACGAUCAAAAUUCA
This is a messenger RNA of Rattus rattus (black rat), 3196 nucleotides long. It is a transcript of the gene Sertad4, whose product is annotated as SERTA domain containing 4. Bases 34 to 1344 code for a protein of 436 amino acids. Lineage: Eukaryota; Metazoa; Chordata; Mammalia; Rodentia; Muridae. Gene Ontology annotation, cellular component: nucleus. The transcript is spliced from 4 exons. The record is from RefSeq and is a predicted model, not a curated record.